AUGGAGGUACUUGAAGUCACAAGCACAGAGAUGUGCGUGCCGAGCCUUCGAGCAUACAAGGUGCUUGGAGACGAUAUGACCCUAGAAUCCAUCCGUCAACUGGCAUGGGAGCUUGAUGACCUUGACGGACGCGACUCGAUCCAACACCCAGAGUGGCAGGCACUCUACAUGCAAUUCACGAGCUCCCAUGUGCUUGGAACAGUUCCAUACAGAUGGGAGUCGCAAGCCCGGACUUACACCCACGCACAGCUUCUUGAGGUGGAGUUCGAUUCUCUGAAUGUCGUUGUGCUCGACGGGCCACUCCUUUAUGAUGGCGGCGUGUGUGCCGAGGAGAAAGCAGCAGCCGUGAAGGUUCACCUCAACAUGUGCAGUGAUCAGAAGGGGCUACUCAUGCACGAGCUGGGAAAGAGAGGAAAGGCCGCACUGGUGCGGGAGACUGAAGAGGAGUGGGAGCUCUUAGUUCCACACAAUCUCCUGUCUCAGCUUAGUUUCUCGGAAAAGGUCAUCGCACGUUGGCGCAGGCACCAGACACUGCCAGUGUCAAGCCAUUGGCAAGAUGCUGAGCAAGCCGGAACAGACCUUUGGAAGCUGUGGGAUGACACUAUUGAGACCCCGUGUAUUCCCGACCUCGAUCUGUCAUGGCUGCGGCACGAGCCCGGCAUGCCCGUGGUGGAGGAUGCCAAAGAGAAGGUACAGCCCGGCACGAAGCAGACGGUCGGGAACAUGGUCAUCCAGCGCAUCGUCCACAAGGAACACUGCGCAGUUUGGUCCGCACAAGUGGGGACCGACCCGGUCAUGUUCGUGGCCUCGCAGGUGGUCCUCGCCACGCCGGAGCCUCCAGAGGCAGUGCUCUGGGCUCUGUACUCUGCCGAGGAGCGAAUGAAGUGGGAUGGUGGCUCCUUUUCAGCCUACGAGGUUUUGGGUGAUCCACAGGUGCAAGAGGCCACCGGAGCUCUCUGCGAUUUCCUCUACUGCCGCAUCCACCUUGUCACAGGCGUAACGGAUCGGGACAUGGUGCAGGAGCGCUUUCUGCUCCGCCUCGCAGACCGAGGCUACGCCAUAGCCAUCCGUGCCUGCAGCGAGGACCAGUCGCGAGCUCUGGGGCGAGCCCCGGUCUCCAGCGUGGUGCGCGCCCGAACCAUCAUCUCCGGGUACAUCAUCCAGCCGAAUCCGUCAGGAGAAGGCGUCCUAGUGACCGGCGUCUCCCAGACGGACCUCGGGGGCAACGUGCCGCUGUGGUUUCAGGGCCUUGUCAAGAAGGCCGGACGCAGGAAACCUGUGGAAUGGGCGCAGCGGCUAGAGGACCACUGCAACAUGAGGGCAGGUUUAGACGUGGCAAGUCGACGAAGGCUGACGUUUUCCGCCUUGAGAAGCAGAGCGCGAGGCUGGACCAAAGAGCUAGCACAGAGCCCAUGCUUCCCCCGCGACGGGGCCACCACGAGGCGGUCAAGACCUGCUUCGCCGACGCGUGGCUCCUCGUCACAUCAGCCACAGCCCGGCCGUGUACAGGCAAAUUCUUUGUGA
Messenger RNA from Symbiodinium sp. CCMP2592, 1524 nucleotides. Lineage: Eukaryota; Dinophyceae; Suessiales; Symbiodiniaceae. The record is from the annotation of a GenBank genome assembly.